UUCAGUCUUUCUCUUAUCAAAUCUCUUAUCUCUUUCUUGUUUAGAACAUACUACUCUUGAUUAAUUUUUAUUCCAAUGGGAAUUAGACUUCUUAUCUUUGUGUUCAUGAUUAAUUCUAUACAAUGUAUCUUCUCUCAAUUCAUUCCUGCAGAUAAGUACCUCAUAAACUGUGGUUCUUCGACAAACACAACCAUCGACAACCGAGUUUUCGCCUCCGAUACAUCAUUUUCAUCGAUACUUUCAACACCAAAAGACAUAUCAGUGAACACCACAGCAAAUUUAAUAUCAUCAUUCGACAAUUCAGCUCUCUAUAACACCUCCCGCGUCUUUGUCGGUCCCUCUUCAUACUCAUUUCCGAUCAAAAAGAUCGGUAGACACUACAUUCGACUCUAUUUCUUUGCCUUUUCACAUCAAGCCUACAACCUUUCUGCAGCAACAUUCUCUGUCUCGACUCAAAAUUUCGUACUCUUGAGCAAUUUUCAGACACCAAAUGCUUCCACUGCAGUUUUCAAAGAGUUUUCGGUGAACAUAACUUCGGAGAAACUCAUUCUUUAUUUUGAACCAUUAGAUUCUCUUGCUUUUAUCAAUGCAAUUGAAGUUUUUUCAGCUCCUGAUGAUCUUAUCACAAACACUGCAAAAAAUCUCAAUCCAAAAGGUACAUACUCUGGUUUAUCAUCGAAUGCAUUCGAAACUGUUUAUCGAAUCAAUAUGGGAGGUCCAAAGAUCACUCAAAAAAAUGACACACUCUGGAGAACAUGGAUUCCGGAUGCCGAAUUCCUAUUCAAUACAAACUCAGCAACAUUUGUGAAUGUUUCGACACCAAUAAAAUACAAAAAAGGCAGUCCGACGAGAGAAAUCGCCCCUGAUUUCGUUUACAACAUGGCGACAAAGGCUAGCAAUCUAUUGACUGUCUCUAAUCCUACGUUCAACGUGACGUGGGAGUUCAACGUCGAUAAAAGUUCGACAUACUUGAUAAGAAUGCAUUUCUGUGACAUUGUAAGUAAUGCACUCAAUCUUCUCUACUUCAAUGUGUACAUUAAUGGCUAUUCUGCAGAUCAAAACCUUGAUCUCUCUAUUCUCACAUCAAAGUCAUUAGCAACACCAUAUUAUGCUGAUUAUAUAGCUACCGAUGAUUUGGGGAAAGUUCGAGUCAGUAUCGGACCUUCAGAUAUGGAAAAUAUCAAGCCUGAUGGCAUUCUAAAUGGUCUUGAGAUCAUGAAGAUGAAUCUCAACUCCAUUGAUGAGCUUAAAUCAAGUUCAAAGAAGCACAAAAUUGGUGUGAUCUCUGGUACUGUUAUUGGAGCAUGUUCACUCAUUGUAUCUGUUGCUUGUCUUUAUAUGACAAUCAAGAAAAAGAAGAAGGAGAAGAAGCUUUUGAAGAAGCAUAAUUCAAGGACAUGGAUACCCCUAUCAUUCUUUGGAAGCAAAUCAUAUGCAAAAAGAAGUAAAAACUCAAAUGGAACAAGUUCAAGCUAUGGAGAGUACUCAAACUCACAACUUGCACUUCAGUUCCCACUCAUUGUCAUCCAAGAAGCCACAAACAACUUCGAUGAAAGCCGGGUUAUUGGUGUUGGAGGUUUCGGUAAGGUAUACAGAGGUAUAUUAAGAGAUGAAACAAGAGUAGCAGUGAAGAGAGGCAAUCCAAAGUCACAGCAAGGUAUGAAAGAGUUUCGAACCGAAAUCGAGAUGCUUUCGAGGUUGCGUCAUCGCCAUCUUGUUUCGCUAAUCGGUUUCUGCGACGAAGACAAAGAAAUGAUCCUCAUCUAUGAGUUCAUGGAGAAAGGCACUCUCAAAAGCCAUCUCUAUGGCUCAUCAGUGACCAAUCUAAGCUGGAAACAGAGGUUAGAGAUAUGCAUUGGAGCAGCAAAAGGAUUGCAUUAUCUUCACACAGGCCAACAAAAGGCUAUAAUUCACAGAGAUGUUAAGUCAGCAAACAUUCUUCUUGAUGAGAACUUGAUAGCAAAGGUUUCUGAUUUCGGGUUAUCGAAGACAGGGCCGGAGAUGGAUCAAACACAUGUGAGCACUGCAGUGAAAGGCAGCUUUGGAUAUCUUGAUCCUGAGUAUUUCAGAAGACAACAACUCACUGAGAAAUCCGAUGUUUAUUCGUUCGGUGUGGUCAUGCUUGAAGUUUUAUGCGCAAGACCGGUUAUCGAUCCUACAUUGACAAGAGACAUGGUGAAUUUAGCCGAAUGGGCAACCGAAUAUGUGAAGAGAGGAGAGUUAGAGAAGAUCAUAGAUCACAAGCUCGACGGCAAGAUCAAAGCUGAAUCACUGAGGAAGUUCAGCGAGACGGCGAUGAAGUGCUUAGCGGAGUUUGGUGUCGAUAGGCCGACGGUGAAUGAUGUAUUGUGGAACUUAGAGUAUGCAUUGCAGUUGCAAGAAGAUGGAGAAGUUAGUGAUCAUGAUGGACUUGAAGAGAAUGGGAAGAGUUUGAAGGAGUUAGUUGAUGUUUUUGGAGGGAACAAGUUGGAGGAUGAUUUGAUUGAUUUGAGUAAGACUUUUUCUGUGAGUAGAGUUUUCUCUCAAUUGAUCAAGAUUGAAGAAGUAAGUAUCAUGAAGACUGAAGAAGGGAGGUAGAUUUGAUUUGAUUUGAUUGAUAAAUUUGGUUCAUGGGAUUGAGAUUAUUCAAAGUUUCAAUUAUUUGACAUUGAUGUUUUCAUGUUGUUAAUGUUAAUUAUGUGAUAGUGAUGUUUUGAAAAUUUUAAUUUGUUUGAGUGUGUUUCAAUAA
Molecule: messenger RNA, 2728 nt
Organism: Dioscorea cayenensis subsp. rotundata (Guinea yam)
Lineage: Eukaryota; Viridiplantae; Streptophyta; Magnoliopsida; Dioscoreales; Dioscoreaceae
Product: probable receptor-like protein kinase At5g59700
Biological process (GO): protein autophosphorylation
Cellular component (GO): plasma membrane; plasmodesma
Molecular function (GO): ATP binding; transmembrane receptor protein tyrosine kinase activity
Source: RefSeq, a predicted model, not a curated record